AUGAUACUGAGCAUCAAACAAAGAAUUGUCAUUUUGGAAACCAGAGCAGGGAAGAGCAGCUUGGCCAGCACCAUAUUUGGUGAAGAACUGUUUGAGGUCAGCCAUGGAGGAAGCAUCACUCUGAACAUCUCUGGCUUCUUUGAUAUCAACAAACCUGAAGACGAUCUGAGGAGUGAGAUAGAGAGGUGCAUCUCUGAGUGUGCUCCUGGUCUUCAUGCUUUUCUCAUUCUGCCUAAACAGGGGAUACACACUGAGCAUGAGCAGAAUGUCAUCAGUAAAAUAGAAGAAUGCUUCUCUGAAGAAGUCUUCAACUGUGCAAUAGCUGUCUUCACUCAUGGUGAUCAGCUUGGUGAAGGACAGACAUUGGAAGACUUUGUCAGCCUGGAUCAGAGUCUGAGUGAGCUGGUGAGGAAGCGUGGAGGCCGCUGCCAUGUCAUGGAUAGUAAAUAUUGGCAAGACAAGCCAAAAGAUGAAUACAGGAACAACCAGUUCCAGGUUGAAGAGAUCCUGAAGUCAAUAGACAAGAUGAUAAAGGCCAACAAUGAUGGCCGCUACACCAAUGAGAUGUUACCAGCAAUCCUAUACUGGAGAGUACGUAGAAGGAUAGAAAAAAGCAUCUCAUGGUUACUAAACAGGUCAUAA
This is a messenger RNA of Cheilinus undulatus (humphead wrasse), 642 nucleotides long. Its product is annotated as GTPase IMAP family member 7-like. The transcript has 2 exons. The record is from RefSeq and is a predicted model, not a curated record. The coding region runs from base 1 to 642 and encodes 213 amino acids. NCBI's taxonomy places the organism in Eukaryota, Metazoa, Chordata, Actinopteri, Labriformes, Labridae. Gene Ontology annotation, molecular function: GTP binding.